This is a messenger RNA of Exophiala viscosa, 1848 nucleotides long. RefSeq lists its product as uncharacterized. Gene Ontology annotation, cellular component: nucleus. Gene Ontology annotation, molecular function: zinc ion binding; DNA binding. Gene Ontology annotation, biological process: DNA-templated transcription. The transcript has 4 exons. The coding region runs from base 1 to 1848 and encodes 615 amino acids. The record is from RefSeq and is a predicted model, not a curated record. NCBI's taxonomy places the organism in Eukaryota, Fungi, Ascomycota, Eurotiomycetes, Chaetothyriales, Herpotrichiellaceae.
AUGAGAGGGUUGCAAACUCCGAAACGAAAGCGCCCAACCCCUUCGCAUACGCCCGUUGACUCUGGAGUGCUCCUGUCGCAUACAUCUGUUGACUCUGAAGUGCCCCCUCCACGCAUUCGUACGGCGGACAAUGAUGUUGGUUUCCUCGGCUCAACGGCCUUCAAUGCGGUGUUCAGUGACAACCAAGAACACAUACCGGCUCCCUCCACCACGGAUGUGGAUACAAGCACUGAUGCUGGUCGGCUUCACGAGCAAAUCACGGCAUCUUGGAGAAGCACUCAACGCCGAAGCAACGGGAAUGCUACCUUCGUUCUCGAGCUUCUGAAGGAUAUCCCCCACCUCGAGAAGAUUAUUGACCGAUGGCCUUCUGCCGAACGUGAAUAUAGCAUACUCGAACCAUGGACGGAAGACUGCCAGAAGUCAAUUAGACAAGAUCUCUUCGAAAAGUUUGACUUCACUCGCAAGAGUGAAUGGGUGAAAGUGAUCGAUCUCUUGAAUGCAAACACAGAUGCACCUCUCAGAUUUCCAGCCAACAUUCGGUUCCGUGAUUUUACCUCGUACUAUAUGGGCAACAAUAUUCGCUGGGAGACGAUCGGCGUCUUCCUCAUAAUGUGUGGUCUGAGCCUGUUCAAUGUGUACUGCGAUGCAGAAGAGUCGGAGCUGGUUGGACACCUGGCGCAAGACAAGCAGCGACUGAUGUUUCGCCUGCUUGAAGCCAGCGAUAUAUGCGUGUCAUUCUGUAACGACGCAGUCCCCGGCACAGACCUUGGCUUUUGGCUGAUGCUUGAGAAUUGCAUUUAUGCCAGUCAAGUGCUUGGAGAUGCCCACUAUUCUGUGUGGCGCAGGCUUGGGGACAUCUCGACGGCCGUGUUCGCUCAUGGGUUGCACGAAUCUCGGGAAACAGCAGAUGAGCCCUUCUGGUUGAAGGAAGUCCGGCGAAGAGGACUAGGGUACGCUUAUGCCAUGGACAAGAUACUCUCGACAUUCGUUGGACGACCACCACGGAUAUCGAAACGUUAUUGCAACAUCAAAGUUCACCUUGAUUUAGAGUACAGCGAGUUAGCCCUGGAGGGUGACGAGCUUGCCAAAGCAUGUUCCAAGCUUGGUGCUACUGGCUGGAGUUCUCGCACUGGGCCAACAAAAGAGAGUCUGUCCGCUUUCAUACGUGCAUUCGUCCUUGGAGCUUUUAUUCGAGAAGACACCCUAGAACUGUGUCUCAAUCCAGCCCAGGACGACCUUCGAGAGAAGGCACAGAGCGUCAUUCGCAAAAGCAAGGAGAUGUACGCGUCGUUUCCUCCGUGGCUUCAGUUUUCUUCAGAGAUGUGGGAUACGCACGACUCUAGGCCUUCAUACCAGGCUGUUAAGCAGUAUCUCGAUACCAUCUACAAUGAAUUCAUGUUGCGGCGCAUGCUAGUGCGACGUCUUCACGACGAUCCGACCGAGCUCAUAUUGCUCGCGCACGAAAUCCUAAUAGCUGUACUCGAGGUCAGAAACAUACGAGGGGUAACUCAAUCAGGGGCAGGAGUACUCGCACUCGAGCUCCUGCAGCUUAACGUUCGAGUUGUGUCGCACGCCAGGAUCAAGCAAAACCUUUGUGUCUUUGUAUCUUAUCUCAGGUGGUUUCACGCCCCAGGCGAUGGAAACUAUACCCUUGCCGACCGCGGCCGCAAAAUGCUGCAGCAUAUUUUGGACAAGGUGCUUGCCACAAGUGAAAGACCGGAGCCACAGGUGCAACCUGGCGCAAUGGAUGACCUGGGCGUGUUGGAUUUCUCCUGGCUGGAUGCAGGCCACUUUGAUCAGGAGUUUUGGGACAGCCUGAACCCAAUUUCAGGCGUGGAGGGCACCUAG